Molecule: messenger RNA, 1983 nt
Organism: Branchiostoma belcheri (Belcher's lancelet)
Lineage: Eukaryota; Metazoa; Chordata; Leptocardii; Amphioxiformes; Branchiostomatidae
Product: methylcytosine dioxygenase TET2-like
Exons: 1
Coding region: 148-1470 (440 amino acids)
Biological process (GO): positive regulation of transcription by RNA polymerase II; oxidative demethylation
Cellular component (GO): nucleus
Molecular function (GO): DNA 5-methylcytosine dioxygenase activity
Source: RefSeq, a predicted model, not a curated record
CCCCAAAGCUACCAAGGGGCCUUCCAAGCCAAUCUACCUCCAAGCAAUGCAAACAGCAAGGAAACACCAUUACAAGGAGAUCACCUUUAGUAUGCACCAGGCAAAGAGUCAGCUCCAAAGCACAUUGCCCCCACCGGUGUUCUCCCAAUGGGGUAUGGACUGCCUACCCCACCUCCACCUCCACCCUACCCACAUGGAGACAAAACCAACCAGAUUCGUCAGACCAACCCUCCCCCUCCUCCUUCUAUGAAUGGCCAGGUACACAGUCCCUUCAAUCCCCACAUUGGCAGUGAGAAGCACGUUCCUAGUGUUCAGUUGCCUCGGGUCAACUCACAGGACGUCCAAGCUCAAAGCAGACCCCAAAGUACGAAACCUCUCAACGGUCCCCAGAGUCCACAAGUUCACCAGCAGUCACAUUACCAACUUCCAAGCAUUCAGUCCAUUUUCCGAGACUCUGGUUUAACUCUGUCCAAAGAGGUAAGGGACCAGAACAUGUUCCAAGAAGGUCUAGCUGGUCGUCGCUUCACAGAUAUUGCCAAGAACACCUAUAGACCCCAGACCCCCACAGAACAAAGACCACCCUCCAGAAAAUCUCAUGUCCCUGUACAGCAACCUCUUGCCCCCAAUGUUGCUGCCAACCUCCCCAUGCCGCUACAGUUCCCGGCCAAGCAGCCACCCCCAGCAGUUGAUGACCCAUAUGCGUUUGAACCCCAACAGCCAAAUUCUAACCAACCAGAUAGAAACCCAACGCCACUCAAUCUGUCUCGACCCAACCCAGUCCAGGUUCAGCCGCCUCGAAUUGAAGAGGAUGACAUCCUUGGCAAUGCUGUUUAUCCCCCGGCCUUGAAUGGUCUGAGAUCCCAGCUUCUCCAGAAGCUGAAUGCAGCCAUGAAGCCUGACAAAGAUGGGGUGGUUCGAAUCAAACAGGAACCUAUGGUGUGUGACCCAGAUCUCACAGAUCACUUACCUCCCCCAUAUGCCUUACAUAGGAAGGAGGAUGACGAGGUUUGGUCAGACAGUGAGGUUUGUUUCCAGGACGAGGACAUCGGUGGGGUGGCAAUUGCUCUGUCCCAUGGCUCUGUGCUUAUUGAAUGUGCGAAGCGUGAGCUCCAUGCAACUACAGCGAUAAAAAAGCCGAACCGUGCCUGCCCGACAAGAAUCAGCCUCGUGUUUUAUCAGCACAAGAACAUGAACUACUCCAGGCACGGCUUUGCAGAGUACGAGCAGAAGAUGGCGGCCAAGGCAGCAGAGCAGGAGGAGGCACGGAAACUCGCCGAAGGAGGGCGCAAGGUGGAAAGUAGUGUUGUCAAGGAAACAGUUGCUGAAGAAUCCACGAAGAAGGUUGCCGAGAAGACCGGCCCUACCAAACCAGCAAUCAACAAUGCUCUGACAAUGACUACAGACACUGUGGUUACACUCUGGUCAGUAGCGGUUCCUCAAGUGACAGGGCCCUACCAGAAGUGGGUGUGAAAGGUGGCUCCUCUUUCUCUUGCUUAGCUGUACGACGAGUCACAGUGCUGCUACUGCCUGUUUCCCACAAAGUGCAUGCCUCCCACCUUGACAAGGUAAGGAAGUGGUGCUAUGAAGAACUAGAUACAAUCAGCUGCUACACUCAACAUUUUGUGGGAAACUCUCUAGUAGCAAAAGAGGGACAACUGAAAAUCAAAUCAGUCCUUUGUGUGUUAUGAAAAUGGCCAGUUUGUUACCUUGCAAAAAGGUAUGAAGCAAAAGAUCUAUUUUAUCAUGAUGCUAUAUCUGGCUUGAAACAUGCGACACAUUGUCCUCUUCGGCACUGCAGAUGACUCUUUACCAGAUUGCCAAUGGCCUUCAAAUCCACCACCUACCUCAGAGUGAGUAUAGAUCACGCUAUGAAAGGGAUACAAGGAGGUUCCUAUCCCACCUACCCAGUUGGGUAAGCAAAGACAUUACAUAGGGUACCUGCUGGUGCAUCACAUGUGCAUUGCUUAACAGACAGUUGAAAGA